AUGUGGAAAUUUAGAAAAAUCAUUUAUCCAAUUAUUAUUAAUAAUAGUUUCCGAUUACCAACAAAAUAAGCAUGCUUAGAAUAAUUAAACAAAUUAGGAAUAAACUAUAUUGCACAUAACCAUGACCCAGUUCCAACAAUGGAUGAUCUUAUAAAAAUUCAAGUAGCAGAUGGUACAGCCUAUGUUAAGAGUUUAUUAUAUGUUGAUAAGAAAGUAUUAACCUAAUUAAUAACUUAUAGUCAAAUUACUAUUUAAUCUUAGCAAAUCACACAACAUAAAUUGGUAAAUUGUUUUGGAAAAAUCUCGGAUUAUCAUCAGGAAAUAUGAGAUUAAGCAAGGAAGAACAAAUUGCAGAAACAUUAAAAUCAAGCAAAGGUAAUGUCAAUCCUUUUGCUAUAGCUAAUGACUCAAAUAAUCUAGUAUUUUACAAUUAAAUUAAUAAUAGAUCAAAAAUAUUAUUAUAGAUGAAGAACUAACUAAAUUUUAAAGAUUAGCAUUACAUCCUAUAGAAAAUACAAGUACAAUUGAAAUCACACUUGAUGAUUUACAAAAUAAAUUCUUAAAAUCAUUAAAUAAAAAUUAUAAAGUCUUACAAUUAACAGAUGUUGCAGCUUAAUAAAAAUUAGAAUAAUAAAAAGAUUAAUAAAAUUAAUAAACUUUAGCUAUUACAGUAAAAAAAUCUGAUUUCUCAGAAUGGUAUUAAUAAGUGAUAAGAAAAGCAGAAUUGAUUGAAUAUUAUGAUGUUAGUGGGUGUUAUAUUUUAAGACCAUGGGCAUAUUUCAUUUGGGAAUAAAUUUAAAGAUAUUUAGAUGAUUUAAUAAGAAGAGAAGAUGUAGAAAAUACAUAUUUUCCAAUGUUUUUACCAGCUAAAAAUUUAACUAAAGAGAAAGAACAUGUAGAAGGAUUUAAAGCAGAAGUAGCUUGGGUUACAAGGUAUGGAGAUAGUGUUUUAAAUGAACCAUUGGCAAUUAGACCAACAUCUGAAACAAUUAUGUACCCAGCAUUUGCAAAAUGGGUUUAGAGUCAUAGAGAUUUACCAUUAAAAGUGAAUUAAUGGACAAAUAUUGUUAGAUGGGAAUUCAAAUAUCCAACUCCAUUUAUAAGAACAAGAGAAUUCUUAUGGUAAGAAGGACAUACUGCUCAUUCAACAAGUGAAGAGGCAAUUAAAUAGGUUUAUACUAUUUUGGAUUUCUAUGAAUAAGUCUAUAAUGAAUUGUUAGCAGUCCCUGUAAUCAAAGGAGUAAAAAAUCAUAUAAAUUUAAAUAGAUUAAAACUGAAUCAGAAAAAUUUGCAGGAGGAGAUUUUACUACAACAAUAGAAACAAUAAUUCCAUAGAAUGGAAGAGGAUUAUAAGGUGCAACAUCUCAUCAUUUAGGAUAGAACUUUAGCAAAAUGUUUGAGAUAAACUUUGAAGAUGAUAAGAGAUAGAAAACAUUUGCAUGGCAAACUAGUUGGGGUUUAACUACAAGAUCUAUUGGUGCUAUGAUUAUGUUUCAUGGUGAUGAUAAAGGAUUGGUAUUACCACCAAGAAUUGCUAAAUAUCAAAUUGUCAUAAUUCCAAUUAUACAUAAGGAUAUUGAUGAAAUAUAAUUGAUUGAGAGAUGUUAAUAAAUUAAAUAAAUGUAAAUGAAUUUUAAUAUAUAUAAAUAUAGAUUGAUAUAAUAAAAUUUAAGAGUUCAUAUUGAUGCUAGAGACAAUUAUUCUCCAGGUUGGAAGUUUAAUAAAUGGGAACAAAAAGGAGUUCCAAUUAGAUUAGAAAUUGGGCCUGGAGAAUUUAAAAAUAAUGAAGUAAGAGUUGUUUAAAGAUUCGAUAAUAAGAAAUAUUAAAUAACAAUACAAGAACUUAAUUAAUUAAAUCAUAUUCUUGACAAUAUACAUAAUUCAAUGCUUAGCAAAGCUAAAAUAGAAUUAAAUUAAAGAAUCAAGAAAGCUGAUAAUUGGAAUGAAUUUAUGUAACAUCUUAAUCAAAGAAAUACAAUAUUAACUAAAUGGUAUAAUAUUUAUUUAUCAUUUAGGUGUGAAAGAACUGAGUGUGAAGAGUAAAUCAAAGCCAAAUCAGGAUCAGAAUCUAAAGAAAAAGAUUUAGAAAUUGAUGGACAAAUAUAACUUACAGGAAGUGCUAAAACUCUAUGCAUACCUUUAAAUCAAGAGGAGAUUUUAGAAGGAUAAAAAUGUUUCCAUUGUGGUUGCUAAGCUAAAAGAUAUGUUCUAUGGGGAAGAUCAUAUUGA
This is a messenger RNA of Paramecium sonneborni, 2229 nucleotides long. The record is from the annotation of a GenBank genome assembly. Lineage: Eukaryota; Ciliophora; Oligohymenophorea; Peniculida; Parameciidae.